Messenger RNA from Hansenula ciferrii, 684 nucleotides. It is a transcript of the gene NYV1, whose product is annotated as Nyv1p. Lineage: Eukaryota; Fungi; Ascomycota; Saccharomycetes; Phaffomycetales; Wickerhamomycetaceae. Gene Ontology annotation, cellular component: membrane. Gene Ontology annotation, biological process: vesicle-mediated transport. The record is from RefSeq and is a predicted model, not a curated record. The transcript has a single exon. Bases 1 to 684 code for a protein of 227 amino acids.
AUGAAUAUACUAACAAGAUAUCAUAAAGUGAUCCAUACAACAUUAACAUUAAACUCUACAACGUUAUACACAUUAGAAAAUCAAAUCAUUAUAUCAAAACAUAAAUUAAUCAAUUUAAAUGAAUCAAUAUCUCAACAAAUUAGUAUUAUAAAUUCAUCAGAUUCUUUAGUUGGUUCAAUACCUUUAAAUUUCCCAAAUGUUAAUUUAACUUUAUAUUUCCUUAAAUUCAUACUUGCUAGUAAUGAUUUAGUCACAGUUUUAACAAUUUGUUCAACAGAUAUACCAAGAACUUUCCCUCUGUUAACAUUAGAUACAAUAAUUAAAGAUUUUAGAGAAUAUAGAGAAACUUCAAAUUCAAAUGUUGAAUUUAAAAUUAGGUUUAAUCAAAUUAUUAAAUUUCAAGAAUCUGAAUUUCAAAGAAAUUUAAUUGAAAUUACCAAGAAUGAUUUAAAUCAAAUUAAAUAUGUUUUAAAUGAUAAUAUUGAACAAGUUUUAGAAAGAAAUGAAAGAAUUAAUUUAUUGGUUAAUAAAACUGAUAGAAUAAAUACGCUAUCUAGUAAUUUUAGAACAAAUACAACAAGAGUUAAAAGAAAAUUAUGGUGGAAUAAUGUUAAAUUUUGGGCUGUUUUAGUUAUAAUAUCUAUAUUCUUAUUAUUAAUAUUGGCAAAGAUUAUUAUAGGUUAA